AUGAACAAACUUAGACAACAUAGUUUCUUGGCAUUCUUAUGCCUCCUCCUUGUACUUCCAACUUUAGUUUUCGGAGAGUGCACAUGUGACGAAGAAGAAGAUGGGGACCGGAACAAAACCGAAGCCCUCAAGUACAAACUGGCCGCGAUUGCAUCGAUUCUAGUUGCCAGUGCAAUCGGUGUUUGCAUUCCGAUUCUUGGGAAGACCAUCCCAGCUUUGCACCCCGACAGGAACAUCUUCUUCCUCAUCAAGGCCUUUGCAGCCGGUGUCAUAUUGGCUACCGGGUUCAUACACGUGCUUCCGGAUGCUUUUGAUAACCUGACAUCGCCGUGCCUUAAGGAGAAUCCAUGGGGGAAGUUCCCCUUCACUGGGUUUGUGGCCAUGGUUGCUGCCAUUGGGACUUUGAUGGUGGAUGCCUCUGCCACUUCUUACUACAGCAGGUCUCACUUCAAGAACAAUAAGGCUUGGAAUGCGGAGUGCUGUGGUGACGAGGAGAAGGCUGGAGAGCAUGAGGGUCACGUGCAUGUUCAUACUCAUGCAACUCAUGGUCAUGCUCAUGGUGCAGUUGACACCUCACCUACAACACAACUUCUUAGGCACAGAGUGAUUUCACAGGUUUUGGAGUUGGGGAUUAUUGUGCAUUCUGUCAUUAUUGGAAUUUCUUUAGGUGCUUCUGAAAGUCCUGACACCAUAAGGCCUCUUGUAGCUGCCUUGACCUUCCAUCAGUUUUUCGAAGGCAUGGGACUUGGUGGAUGCAUAUCUCAGGCGAAAUUCAAGGCUCGAGGAGUUGCAAUCAUGGCUCUGUUCUUCUCUCUUACAACUCCUGUUGGAAUUGCAAUUGGUAUCGGAAUUUCAAACGUUUAUAAAGAAAACAGCCCAACUGCCCUCAUCGUUGAAGGCGUUUUCAACGCAGCAUCAGCCGGUAUCUUAAUCUAUAUGUCCCUUGUUGAUCUGCUAGCAGCUGAUUUUAUGAACCCAAAAUUGCAGAGCAAUGGAAGACUUCAAGUUGGGGCUAAUAUAGCUCUUCUUCUUGGAGCUGGUUUUAUGUCUCUGCUAGCCAAAUGGGCUUAAACUAAGCAGUCUAGG
Messenger RNA from Prunus dulcis (almond), 1086 nucleotides. Its product is annotated as zinc transporter 8-like. The transcript has 3 exons. Gene Ontology annotation, molecular function: zinc ion transmembrane transporter activity. The record is from RefSeq and is a predicted model, not a curated record. Gene Ontology annotation, cellular component: plasma membrane. The coding region runs from base 1 to 1071 and encodes 356 amino acids. NCBI's taxonomy places the organism in Eukaryota, Viridiplantae, Streptophyta, Magnoliopsida, Rosales, Rosaceae. Gene Ontology annotation, biological process: zinc ion transmembrane transport.